AUGUCAUCAAACUCAUUAGAACAAUUAAAAUCAACUGGUACUACAAUUGUUACUGAUACCGGUGAAUUUGAACAAAUUGCUAAAUAUAAACCACAAGAUGCUACUACAAAUCCAUCUUUGAUUUUAGCUGCUACUAAAAAUCCAGAUUACGCUUCAUUAAUUGAUGUCGCUGUUGAUUAUGCUAAAAAACAAGGUUCAUCAAAAGAUCCAUCAGAAUUGGCAAAUAUUGCUUUAGAUAGAUUAUUAAUUGAAUUUGGUAAAGAAAUUUUAAAAAUUGUUCCUGGUAGAGUUUCAACAGAAGUUGAUGCUAGAUUAUCAUUUAAUAAACAAGCUACAAUUGAUAAAGCUAUAAGUUUAAUUAAAUUAUAUGAAUCUCAAGGUAUUAAAAAAGAAAGAAUUUUAAUUAAAAUUGCUUCAACUUGGGAAGGUAUUCAAGCUGCUAAAGAAUUAGAAGAAAAACAUGAUAUUCAUUGUAAUUUAACUUUAUUAUUUUCAUUUGCACAAGCUGUUGCAUGUGCUGAAGCUAAAGUUACUUUAAUUUCUCCAUUUGUUGGUAGAAUUUUAGAUUGGUAUAAAAAUGCGACUGGUGAAUCAUAUACUGCUGAAACUGAUCCUGGUGUUAAAUCUGUUAAAGAAAUUUUCAAUUACUACAAGAAAUAUGAUUAUAAAACAAUUGUUAUGGGUGCUUCAUUUAGAAAUACCGGUGAAAUUAAAGCUUUAGCUGGUUGUGAUUUCUUAACUGUUUCACCAAAAUUAUUAGAAGAAUUAUAUAAUUCAACUGAAGAAGUUCCAAAACAAUUGGAUGCAUCAAAAGCUAAAUCUGAAUCAAUUGAUAAAGUUUCAUUUAUUAAUGAUGAAGCUAAAUUUAGAUUAGCUUUAAAUGAAGAUGCCAUGGCAACUGAAAAAUUAGCUCAAGGUAUUAGAUCAUUUGGUAAAGAUGCUGCUACUUUAUUAGAACAAUUGGAAAAAAAAUUCUAA
This is a messenger RNA of Insectozyma verbasci, 978 nucleotides long. The record is from the annotation of a GenBank genome assembly. NCBI's taxonomy places the organism in Eukaryota, Fungi, Ascomycota, Pichiomycetes, Serinales, Debaryomycetaceae.